GGUGGGCGGAGCUGCCAGUGUGGUUGUCGGCCAUCCCUUGGACACUGUCAAGACUCGUUUGCAAGCUGGACAGGGAUAUGGAAAUACACUCAACUGCGUUCUUACUGUGUACAGAAAUGAGUCUGUGGCUGGCUUCUUCAAAGGCAUGUCCUUCCCACUGGCCAGCAUUGCUGUUUACAGCUCAGUGGUGUUCGGUGUCUUCAGCAACACGCAGAGGCUGCUGGGCCAGUUGAGGCAUGGGGAUGCAUCCCAUGCACCGGCACUGGUGGAUGUGGCUCUUGCCAGCACAGUGGCUGGGUUCAUCUCCGUCGGCAUCGGCACGCCUGUUGACCUGGUGAAGAUCAGGCUGCAGAUGCAAACGCAGCCAUACAGCACAGCUGAUGUUAAACUGAAGCCUACAGUUCCUGGCUUUCCUGUGUAUCGAGGCCCUAUUCACUGCUUUAGGACAGUCCUACAGAAAGAAGGGAUAGCAGGGAUAUACCGAGGCAUGGGAGCAAUGCUGCUGAGGGAUGUUCCUGGGUACUGCCUGUAUUUCAUCCCUUACACAUUUUUCUGUGGUUGGAUUACCCCUGACGGAUGCAUUUCCCCCAAUCCUGCUUCCAUCUGGCUUGCAGGGGGUGUUGCAGGAGCCAUUUCCUGGGGGACUGCUACUCCAAUGGAUGUUGUGAAAAGUCGGCUCCAGGCUGAUGGAGUUUAUCUAAACAAGUACAAGGGGAUUAUUGACUGUAUCUUGCAGAGCUACCAGAACGAAGGGCUAAAAGUCUUUUUUAGGGGCAUCACGAUCAAUGCAGUACGAGGAUUUCCAACGAGUUCAGCCAUGUUUCUUGGCUAUGAACUUACUCUCAAAGCAAUGAAAAGAGACCAAACUGAGACCAAUCCUUAACUUCCAGCGUUGCCAAGAAGACCUGACCAGUGUCCUCCUUUCCUGAGCCAAGCCAACAGCCUGGGGGAGGCGAGGGCUCGCUGGUUUCACCAAAGACUCCUGGCACUGCAGAGGCCCACAGCGAUGGCUUCUGCUUUCCCUUCUGCGUGGCCUUGGGCCCUGAUGGGCUCCAAACCUACAUCAGCUCAACCAAAUCCAAAGACCAUUUUAUUUUUAAAUCUCUCACUCUGUUGUCUAGAGCACUUUACUAAUUCCCGUGGUGCGUUGCACUUUUUCACUAAUGACAUUUUCCUCGCUGAGCUGAAAGAACAACUUUCCUUACCUGCACAGAUGAGAUACACCCAAAAUGACCCCACACGACAUGAGUUGAGUGAAUGCCUUUUGCGUGCUGCCAUGCAUAAUGCUGCUCUUCUUUGUGAACAAGGACUUCUUGCUCUGGAAAGCUUUGUGUACUUUGGGUACACAGGUAUAUUUUGUGUAGGAAGAUAUGGGUUCCUAUCAAAUCCCAACUUGCUUUCAGCAUCAAAGAAGCAGAUGACUGUACCCAUGUGAAUGAUUGCCCCUAUUUUGCAUCACAGAAUUCCCCACUUGUACCACUGUGUGACCCAUUACCUUGAAAAGAGAUGACUUUCGCUUUAUUAUCUAAGAUAUAAAUUAAAUUGGGAAACAUCAAGAUAUUAAAUUCAGAUUCUAAGCUGCUCUUUUUCUUCGGGAAGUAAUAAAACUAACUCUCACUUCAUACAGAUGGCUUCCUAUUGAUUGAACUGACUUUUGCUGUGUAGCCCUCCAGGGGCCUGCUAGAGGCACAUGAUAGAGCAUCUGAAGGGACAGUCCAGAGCCAUACAAAUCCUAAUGACUGCCUUGCUUUGCACUCUUGAGCAGAUACCACCGAAGGAAGAGUCUCUCUGAACUAUGCAAAGUCUGUCCCAAGGUAUGUUCUUUCAAAUACAAAGACCAGCUUUAGAUUUCCAACUCUGCUGCAAUCCCACUGAGAUGACUGUGGGGCACCCAGGUCUCUCUUUGGUCUACCUCAGUCUUUCAGCUCAUCUGAAGACCUCUUACAUUGUGAUUAUUUCUCUCUAUACUCGUGAAUACCUCCACUCUUUAUUUCCGAAGCAUGGAGCUUCUGAUGCCAAAAAACCAAGCAGAACUGCUGGGCCAGGAGGAUUCUAGUGGCAGCAGCAGGAGAGCUGAAGGAUCACAAGGGACGUGCAGCAUGGUGGAAUGGUCUGGAACAGUGCUGUCCUCUGGGAAGUGCACGGUUUCCUCCACCCUCUGGAGCAGUGGAUAAAGCCCAGCAGAUAUUCAUAAAAACAGCCAUCCAGAUUUUCUCCAUAAGAGGAGAAGAAGGAAGAAGCAGCUUGCACGUGCCUGCCCCUCAAUGCAUGGAGGAACUGGUCAGACCUUGACAGAAAUUGCCUACAAUCUCAGGUCUGGAGCAGUAUUUGGAAAUGGGCUCCCUGACCACCCAGAGCAGCAUGGGCUCCUCUUUGCUGGGACCUGAAUCACAACCCCAAGUGUGGCUUCACCCAAAAGCAGCCUGAAGAAGUGUGAGAAACAGCUGCUGUUGCUUCAUCUCAGACCUUGUAGGCGAAGAGGCUCACAAUGCCUGUCAGCUUGGCAAGAACAGAAAGAACUGCUUUUGAUAAACAACAUAUAUAAAAUUGAUGAGCCUUCACCUAAGUAUUUGUUGCAGGCUACAUUUAAUGUGUCAACUUUUCCAUGCUACCUAUUUUAAUGUGUAUGCAUAGAACUUGUUUUAGAUGCAUAAUGCCUCAUGUCUCCAGGGAUAAUACUUAGGGACUGUAUUAUCAAUGCAAAGAGAACUGUCAGUUACCUGCCUGUAUUAUGUUAAAUGGACUGUGAAUUAAACUGAUGAGCUUUGCAAUGAGCUGCAUACCUGUAUGACACUGCCCUACCUGUAUGACACUGCCCAGGUUUGAGGCUUUCAGUGCCACUGGGCACGUGAUGGCAAUGCGUGGCGAUUUUUCCUGAUAUCCUUCCUCCAGCCAAACCACCGCUGAGAUGGGUGCUCAGGAUUUACCCGUGCAAAGCUCAGCGGUAACACUCGGGAGCUGAAAGAAAGAGCUGGCGUUGAAAGGAAAGCACGAAACGUUUAAUACGAAAUGGGAAGUAAGCGACUGCGUUUGGCCACUUGAUGGCAUUCUCGUCCAACGCAGGGACCGGCUGGGGCUCGGCAGUCACUUCCCAGACUGCUGCCAGACCAAUGCACGCAGUCCUCAAACGCUUUCUUUUUGAGAGAUAAUAUUGAUAUCGUCCACUGAAAAAGGACAGGAUUUCUAAGGGAUUCUUUUGGCUGUUUCACGUCCCAUGUAUGAGUGCCAAUUGCAUGUUUUGGUGGAUGUGUCUCUGAAUUCCCAGCUAUGCACCUGCUCUUCUGCCAACACCGGGGGCACGUCCCCCAGCCCACAGGCUGAAGGGGACAGUCCUUCUGCUUGGCAGCUCAUGCACAGAGCCUCCCAGAGCCCCUCAUUGCUAUCACAAAAGCAGUUAAUUGCUGAACUUGGUAAAAAAAUGAGAAGGGAGACGAGGAGAACCAGGGAUAUCUAUUUCUGUGCUUUUCUCGCCUAGAAUACAGAAGAAUAGUCAGACCUGUCAUGCUUUAAACGAGUCUGUAAUUGCUUAAUUUUCUUGUUGCUGGUGGUGUUCCAUCUCUUACAACACCACAUAUUACUUAACAAGGUGCAGGCUGUUCAGCUGCUUUUCCCACUUCGUACGCUACUCAAAACAAUGGGAAAGAAAGAUAACAGUAGUUUAUCCCCUCCAAUCCCUUCCCUAGCCCCACUCUCCUUUUUAUUAAUGAACAAACAGGAACCAAUGUCCAUUGGUUGGAAUUGGCCAUUUUUCUGGCCGCCAGCCCCGGGCUGCAGGGAGGUCGUGGGUGCUGGGAGCAGCCCUGUGGUGCCUGUGGGGUGUGAGGUGAGACCAGGCUCAGGUCUCAGGGGGAAGCAGAGGGCCACCUCCCCUUGUGUCUGUGUCCCCACAGCUCCUGAGGACAGUAGAUAUUAUAAUCUACCUACUUGCUUUAGCUAAAGUUUUCUUUUGUAGUAGAGGUUGGUAUGAUAAAGAUUUUUCUCCCACUCUGUCAAGUUAGUGGAAGACAGGAAGGCCAGUGCUUUUCUCGUGCCUGUGAGGGAAAUGUAAAAUAUGGAUUCAGGAAAAAAAAUUGUGAGAUCCAAAGAGAUGAGUGUGAAAAAGUUCAAGCUGCUAAAUAUUGACUGCACAGGGACUGUUUCCUUUCUCUAAGGCCGUCUUCUUCCUAUACAUCUUCCUACAGGAACACAUUGAUGGGUUGCUACCUACUUAGAUAUGGAAAGUCUACAACCUUUGGUGGCAUCCAAAGGGGAUUAAACCAUGCAGUGAGGAAAUUUAAGCAGUUACAGUGAUUUCCAAAAGAGUUUUGCUAAACUGAGUGUUCCACAACAGCUCCAGAGUCAAGCAAACCUGUAAGAGCCAUACAAAUACGGCAGAAUGAAAAUGUCUACUAAGGAGCCUUCAGAGGUCCUGUAUGAGCUUUCAUAACAACAGAUGUAAGACACUGAAUGAAACAAGAAAUCCUGACUUAGCAUAGCUGAAAUAUUAAGGCUACAGAAUGGCAAGGCACCAGAUCUUUGGGAAGCUUCACUUGAGUUGUAAAGAAAGCAAGGGAUAAUUUGGGAUUGUGAAGAGAGUGGUUUGGAGAAGCAAGAAACUUGCAGCUGGGGCUGUCCUGCUGCCAGCACCUGGUGCUUUGAGGCUGGCACCCACCUGCAGCCACAUCUGCUGUAAGAGCACCAGGGCAACUCAUCUUCAUGGCUUGCACUGGUCUGUUCUCCCUUGUUUCAAAACAUUUUACUGUAAAAUAUUUUGCCCAUAGUAUAGAAAAUCCUGCCAACUGAUGUGGAAGAGGGCCAGCCUAUCCUUACUCACAUAACUAGGUGUGACCCAACAGCUGUGCUGACUUCUUUAUUAAGUUGUGAUCGCUGCCUUUCCAUCAAGCAGUCUGCAGGUGGUUUUUCAGUGCUUCCAGUGUGGAAAGCAAGUUGCAAUGCAGGUAGAGCUGGUGGAGGGCUCCAACACAGGCAUGAAGUGAAGCCUUGUGCUCUGCUUUCCUCCAGGCAAAACCCAGCUGUGGAACGUGCCAGGAAGGGUGAGUGAGAUUACGAUAUGAGAGCUCUGCCAUGUUCCUCUGUCCUGAUAUGAGAAUGCUGAAACUUUAAAAUACAGAGAUCUGGUGACGUUUGUUGACCAUUCCUGCUUUCCUCUGCUUGCUGCUGGCUGUGAGAUGCAGUUGCAGUAAGCACCACACCCAGCACAGCUGGCAUGCUGCUCUUUGGGCUUUCUGCUUUUAGAUGCUUCAGUUCUUGGUAAAUGCUCUUGCAGCACAGGAUGCUUGGCUCCCCUUGCUAGAAAGCCCUGGAAAACGCCGGUGGCUGUAGUAUUGCAUGAGGCAGGGAUGGUUUACAGCUCUCAACAUCCCUCAUGGUUGUGCCCCAGCAUGUUUGCUCCUCAAUCUCAAAGCUCCCGAGCAUUGUGAGUUGUUUUGGUUAGUUAAUUUAAACAGUUUCAAAUUAAUUAAGGAAUAGGGGUUCUGUUGCCCAGAGGAGCUAAUGUGUGUGCUGAGGACAUCCCAUGGCCCAUCUGCUGGGGCAGAGCAGACUGUGUGCCUCUCAGGAGCUGCUGCCGCCUCCCUUGAGCUGGCUUUUACAUCUUUUUGUCAUAGGCAGUCUUGGUAUUUACUAAAGCAUGGUUUGCACUUUCACUGGGGAAUUGAAAUGACCCUAGUUUAGCUUUUGUUUUCUCCAACAGCAUAUGUCAUCAUUAUCAAAAAGAAAGGGGAAAAAACCACCUCCAGAAGAGCUUGUCUCUGGAAAAUAAAACUGUUCGUUGCAUCUUUUCAUUUGUGGUCUUUGCAAGAUCUUACGUCUUGAUCAGCAUGCACAGCAAAUGUAAAAGAAGCUCAUGUGUUAUCUUAGUGUUUUUUCAUUUACAAGGAAUCUUUUAUUCACAUUAAAAAAAAAAAAACAACCAAACCAGCUCUUCCCCAUGUCCCCUGCACAGAGUUUCUUGGAAACACUGCAGUGGGCUACAAAUUCUCCCAGGAGAAUUCAAAAUGUCUGAAGGUUUGUGCAUGCCAAGCUAAAAUAUCAAUGCAAAAUUGGAGAUUUGUGUGGGGUUUUCAGUCAAUCUACCCACCUUCAAAAGAGGUGCAUCGGAAGAAAAUAUAUCCCGAGGUAUUUGUGCAUAAACAAGAGGCUUACGGGAUGUUGGGUGAGAAUUUCCAGAGGAGCCGGACGGAGCCAGCAGAGGAAUAUUCUGAAGAAUUUUGUAUGCUCACAUUUUCUAAAUUGAGGCUGAAAUCUUACAGUUGUGUCACUGGAGAGCUGUGACCAUGACACAGGCUCCAUCAGCUGAUGCACUGCCUCAGGUUAGGGAGCUCUGUGUCCCACUCCAUGCUCUGUUUAUUCACUGUACCCCUUAAGGAGCCCGUGUGAAAUGUGGAUAUCUGACCUUCCACAGCCUGACCACAGUGAGUUCCCCACUCUGCUUUCCCCAUGGUGAUGUAGGAGAUGUCUUUAUGGGCUAACGCACCUUUGACCUCAGUUCUUCAUUUGAUUUGAAUUUGGCAGCCAGAAAGCUUCAAAGGGAAUAAGAAAAGCUUCGGAAAGGCCAGACUUAACUGUGGUGGCUCUUGCUUUUGGCAACGGGCCACCUGAGGGUUACAGUCUGUGGUUCCUCUGGUUCCUCUGGUUCCUCGCAGGGAAGUGGGCUCAGUAGUCACCUUCCUACUUACUGCUAUUUGAAGUUAGCAUUCUGGCUACUGCUUUCUUUUUUUUGUUUCUUUUUUUAAUUUAUUGUGCAAAAAAAAAAAA
Molecule: messenger RNA, 6756 nt
Organism: Meleagris gallopavo (turkey)
Lineage: Eukaryota; Metazoa; Chordata; Aves; Galliformes; Phasianidae
Gene: SLC25A48
Product: solute carrier family 25 member 48
Biological process (GO): transmembrane transport
Cellular component (GO): mitochondrion
Molecular function (GO): transmembrane transporter activity
Source: RefSeq, a predicted model, not a curated record